AUGAAAGGUUUAAUUUUAGUCGGUGGUUAUGGUACCAGAUUAAGACCAUUAACAUUAACUGUUCCAAAGCCCUUAGUUGAGUUUGCUAACAGACCAAUGAUUUUACAUCAGAUUGAAGCUUUGGCCAGUGCUGGUGUUACUGACAUUGUUUUGGCUGUCAAUUACAGACCAGAAGUUAUGGUUGAAACUUUAAAGAAAUACGAAAAGGAAUAUGGUGUUUCCAUCACUUUUAGUGUUGAAACUGAACCAUUAGGUACUGCUGGUCCAUUAAAAUUGGCCGAAAAAGUUUUAAAGAAGGAUAACUCCCCAUUUUUCGUUUUGAACAGUGAUGUUAUCUGCGAUUAUCCUUUCAAGGAAUUGGCUGAAUUCCAUCAAGCCCAUGGUGGUAAAGGUACUAUUGUAGCCACAAAAGUUGAUGAACCAAGUAAAUACGGUGUUAUCGUCCAUGAUAUUGCUACUCCAAACUUGAUUGAUAGAUUUGUUGAAAAGCCAGUAGAAUUUGUUGGUAACAGAAUUAACGCUGGUUUGUAUAUUUUAAACCCAGAAGUCAUUGACUUGAUCGAAUUGAAACCAACUUCCAUUGAAAAAGAGACUUUCCCAAUCUUGGUAGAACAAAAAUCAUUAUACAGUUAUGAUUUAGAGGGUUACUGGAUGGAUGUCGGUCAACCAAAAGAUUUUUUGGCUGGUACUGUUUUGUAUUUGAACUCUUUGAGCAAGAGACAACCAGAAAAAUUGGCCAAGCAAGAAAAGAACCAUAUUGUUGGUAACGUUUUAAUUGAUCCAAGUGCCAAAAUUGCCCCAAGUGCUAAAAUCGGUCCAGAUGUUACUAUCGGUCCAAAUGUUACCAUCGGUGAAGGUUGUAGAAUCGCUAGAAGUGUUAUUUUAAGUAAUUCUACUAUUAAGGAUCACGCUUUAGUCAAUAAUACUCUUGUCGGAUGGAACUGUUCUGUUGGUAAAUGGGCUAGAUUAGAUGGUGUUAGUGUUUUGGGUGACGAUGUUAGCGUUAAAGAUGAAGUCUACGUUAACGGUGGUAAAGUUUUGCCUCAUAAGACUAUUAGUAAUAAUGUUGAGCAUGAAGCCAUUAUUAUGUGA
Molecule: messenger RNA, 1092 nt
Organism: Saccharomycodes ludwigii
Lineage: Eukaryota; Fungi; Ascomycota; Saccharomycetes; Saccharomycodales; Saccharomycodaceae
Gene: PSA1
Product: mannose-1-phosphate guanylyltransferase
Exons: 1
Coding region: 1-1092 (363 amino acids)
Biological process (GO): cell wall mannoprotein biosynthetic process; GDP-mannose biosynthetic process
Cellular component (GO): cytoplasm
Molecular function (GO): GTP binding; mannose-1-phosphate guanylyltransferase (GTP) activity
Source: RefSeq, a predicted model, not a curated record